CAGAUCGCGUGUUAAUGGAGUCUUGUCCUACACACGUCAAUGUGACUGCUGUGGGUAAACAAGACAACAUACUGAUAGCGAAGGAAAAGGUUGAAGCAGAUAAAGAUCAGAAGAAAGUCAAACGUGCAUCAGAACAACAAUCAAAAAAUCAGGAUAAGCCAGCGGUGCUCCAAGAACAAGCGGACAAACGGAGCGAUGACAAGAAAUCAGAGCAGGCUGUGCAGAACCUAAAAGCUGAAGCUGUUAACGUGACAGGGACAUUCAAUCUAAGCAGUCACCACCAUUUGACUUUAGAUUUGGAAAAAAACGGCAGCCCCUACAGCUUCAGUUUCCGCAUGGUGUUUGGCUCAUAUGCGGAGGGCCUGUACAGCUUGAAGUUCCACUACUGUCGAAACAGGGAUCCGGGAUAUAACGAGCCCUACUCAUUUGCAGUGGAAGUGACGGAGAAGAAUCCCGAUGGCUACCUCUCUGCAGCGGAAAUCCCUCUGCCUCGCCUUUAUCUUUAUAUGGCUGGAGUUUUCUUCAUUGCUGCUCUGGUCUGGGUGUACAAUCUCAUCAAGCACAGUUACAGUGUGUUCAAGAUCCACUGGCUGAUGGCAGCGCUAGCCUUCACAAAGUCCACGUCACUGGUUUUCCACAGUAUCAACUAUCACUUCAUCAAAACUGAGGGGCAUCCUAUUGAGGGCUGGGCCGUCAUGUAUUAUAUAACACACCUGCUAAAGGGGGCGCUCCUGUUCAUCACACUGGCGCUGAUUGGUACCGGCUGGGCUUUCGUGAAAUACAUCCUGUCCGACAAGGAGAAGAAGAUCUUCAUGAUCGUCAUUCCUCUGCAGGUCCUGGCUAACGUCGCCUACAUCAUCAUUGAGUCUACAGAGGAGGGCUCCAGUGAGUACUACGUGUGGAAGGAGAUCCUCUUUCUGUUGGACCUUAUCUGCUGUGGAGCCAUCCUUUUCCCUGUUGUGUGGUCACUCCGUCACCUACAAGAGGCUUCUAGCACCAGUGGCAAAGCUGCCAUGUAUUUGGAGAAGCUCAAGCUCUUCCGCCAUUAUUAUGUGAUGAUCGUGUGUUACAUCUACUUUACAAGGAUCAUAGCCAUUCUGCUCAAGAUCACUAUGCCUUUCCAGUGGCAGUGGUGCUAUGAGUUUCUGGUGGAGGUGUCGACUCUCAUCUUCUUUGUGUUGACGGGCUACAAGUUUCGCCCAGCAUCCAAUAACCCCUAUCUCCAGCUUCCCCAGGACGACGUCGAGAAUGAUGAAGUAGUGACUGAGUCAGGCGCACUCGAGGGCAUUUCCAAAAACAAGAAGACGUCCAACGGACGCGAUCGCUAGAAAGAGUCCACCUUGUAGGGAAGGAAGCUGCAUCUUUGGGAGUGGCCAACUAAACAUCCCCAGGCCAGCUGACAGAAAGGGGUACACACACACACACGGACCAAGGCUCCCCUCUUCCAGUGACAGCUCUCCUAUUGAAACUCUUUACAUGGUUGCAGUGGUUGCGCCCACUGUCUGGCUAUGCAACAAAAAAAACGGACUAAUACAGUACCGUAUGUUUUUUGUUUUUUUUUUCUUCUCCUCUUACAUGUAUGAUUUGUAUAUUGAAAUAUAUGGUUAUAGUUGUAUAUUUCAAUAUAGAUUGACUUAUUACUAGAGAUGGCACGAUACCACUUUUUAAUGUCCGAUACCGAUUCUGAUAUCAUAACUUUGGAUAUCUGCCGAUACCGAUAUGAAUCCGAUAUAGCGUAUUUUGUAAUCAAUAAAACUGUUUUUUAUAAAUAUCUUGCUGCAUUUUGUAUAAGUUCAUACUCAAGUUUUAAAAAACAAGAGACUGAAGCUAUUCUGUUAUACCUGUAUGCAAAAAAUACACUCCACCCAAAACAUUUUAUAGUUCAGCAACACUGAUCAAUCUAAUAAAUUUAAACCUACACCAUCCUCCCUAUUUUGGUAUUUUAAAGAGUGCUUAGUGGAAAUAUUAAGCAACCUAACUAAUAGGGUUGCCAACUCCCAGCAAAAAUAUUAGGGAACCACCCCCCGCCCUUAAUCGAUGUAAUCAACUUUAAUUUAAUGCAAGUGUAAAACAAAUGCACAGAAAUCAAUUAUUUUUCUACAAUAUUUAAAUAGAUUCAACAUCUUUCUUCAACAGAAUUGCAGACUGCACAGAUGGUACCUUCCCAAAGGGAAAAAGUACUAUAGCUUACUAGGGUGUAUAUUAGACUUAAUAGUUACUAUAUACAAUAAUGGAUUUCUAUACAUUUAAUCAGAUGACCACUUUUGUUGUAAGAUUCAGAUAAUUAUUUAUUCAAAGUUUUUAAAUGACAUAACAAAGAAAAAUAUUUCUUUGUGCCCCCCUUUCCCUGUUAAUGCCCUACCUGGCCCCCUGGCAAAACUUUGCUAGACCCGCCUCUGCACAGUUACCAGCCGUCAGCUACAUAGAAAAGGAUCCUGUUGUUAUUUGUCUCUCAGAAACAGUUCAUAACUUCCCUUCAACUCAUUCAUGUCACCUAAAAGGUAAACCUGUUUCUCCAUCACCUGUUCAGCUCUGAUGAUUCAGUAAGGACAUCUCCUGGUUUCAUCUUCAUGUUUCCCUCUCACCACAUAUCCAACCAGCUACUUUUACAGCCGUGGCUCCAGCAAACAUCAGCUGAUACUAGAAAGUAAUAUUAAAUACAUUCUAACAACAGCUGAUCAAGCUUAAACAUGCUGCUGUUGUUUAUCCGCUGGUUUCCUCUUUCUAGCGCAAAGUGGGCGAUAAACAAACAAGAAAGACGGGACUUGCGGCAGAAAAGCCGAUCAGCUGAUCAUUGAUCAGUUUCAUGUUUGAAGUAAUAAUAGGAGAGGAAGGGGGAGUGAAUGAGAGAAGUAAAUGUAACUGCGCAGCAAAAACACAGAAUAACUCCAGCUUUGUGUCUAUUUUUUAAUUCUAGCUGAAGUACGGGACAAAUCGCUUCCUUUUCACCUCAGUAUGGAACUCCGAUGGCCAGUCCAGCUGUGGCUCAAUAUAUCAGUUGUUAAGCUUAACGUGGAAAUACUAUGCAAACAUUCAGGGAUGAACUUACACACUUGCUUUACUUCUCUGGGAUAGUUUUCGCCGAGAUGAAAUGCUGCAGUUAGGAAGCAUGUAGAGAGGCUCCAGAUGCUCCAACAGGCCGCCGACAGGUCUCGCAGACAACAGCCGACAUAUUUUAUUACUCUCUGAUAUCCGAUCCAGUAAUUUAGGUCAGUAUUGGACCGAUACCGAUACGUAGUAUCGGAUCGGUCCAUCUGUACUUAUUACAUAUUGAAAUGUUAUAUUUCAGUAUUAUUGUUGAUGUUGGAGACUUAAGCGUUCCUCCCAGCCCGUCACUCGGACUGCUGUUGUAAUUUAGUGCUUUAGUGGUUUGAGGACAACUCCCAUACACCUCUGUGAAUACAGCCAAUAUGGUGACAUGUGAAGAUGUAGGCAGAUGAACAGGUUUUUUUCUCUAAAAUAGGCAGAGAAGUUUGCCCUCUGCAUUUUCAAUGACGGCCUUGUUCUUUAACAACCCCUCCCCCCCAUCUCUCGUUUGGCAUUGCUGUGCCAACUGGGCAGAGAAGUGACCUAACUGAUCAUUUUUGAAUUUGUCUGCUUUUGGUUUUACCUUUUUGCUCUUGAUGUGAAGCUUAUUUUAUGAAUUAUUGGUUUGAUAUUAGGUUUUGAAAAGAUCAGCAAUGUGUGUGCAGCCAAACCGGGUCGAUGGCCAUUUGUAAAUAAGACCGCUGACACAAAAGGAGGCACAUAACACUUUGCUGAGCAGUGCAGAGAGGCUUUAUGGAGGGCUUUAGACAGUUCAGGUUCAAUCAGAUUUUUUUUUUCUUUUUUUGGAUAGACAAACGGGUGUGGCGAUGAGGAAAGACUACUGAGAUUUUACACCAAUCACUCCGGUGCAGGGAUGACCCCAGUACCUUGGAGGGAAGGAUUUAGCAGUGGGUGAAGUUCACUUUAGUUUCAGUGAAAACAUUUUUUUAAUUGUUACAGAGGGCUGUUUGGUGUCUGUAUCAGCUGUCACAAUAAAGUUCUGCAAAGUUCUCAGAUUA
Messenger RNA from Pelmatolapia mariae (spotted tilapia), 4046 nucleotides. Its product is annotated as protein GPR108-like. Gene Ontology annotation, cellular component: Golgi apparatus; membrane. Lineage: Eukaryota; Metazoa; Chordata; Actinopteri; Cichliformes; Cichlidae. The record is from RefSeq and is a predicted model, not a curated record. Bases 15 to 1328 code for a protein of 437 amino acids. The transcript is spliced from 15 exons. Gene Ontology annotation, biological process: transport.